AGAUCUUUCUUUCAUGUUCUUCCGCGAGCCAACCUCUCUUGAAGGUUUCCUCGGCGGACAAACCAUUUUUCUUUAUUAUAUUUGCUUAUGGGUUUAAGUCCGAGUGAAAUUAAAAAUGGAUUGAGUUGAAUAUGUGGUUGGUAAAAUUUCUGGGUUUUGAAUCUGAUAAAAUUUCUAGAUUAUGCCAAGUUUGGUUUUGAAGAAGUGAAGCCGAACAACACGGUGAGAAGCAGCUCUUGAAGAAGGGUAUUUUGGAUAUGCAUUUCGUGGAUUAUAUCAUUCUUGGUCGCAACUUCCAGAGUUCGUCUGAAUUGCACCCUUCAAUUCAACCCUCAUCGAAUAAUACAAAAUAUUGGAUAUUUGGAGGAAUAGCUUUCUAUUUUUGCUGUCAAUAUAAAAGGCGAGAAUGGAACGCAAUCUUACAUGCGAUCGAUAUAAGUCUCGGUCACAGUGUAGAAAUAAGCAGGUUGCUGUUGUGCAAGCUCACGCAUCUACUCAUUUUCCUUUCUAUUUGAAGCUGGAGAUCUCUCAAUUUGUAACGCCCAUUGAGGAGGCAUUGUCGUAUGAUAUUUUCAUUUUCACAAUUACAAGCAAAGCAACACCAUUUGUGUGCGAGAAAGGCUAGAAGGAAGAGACGAUGGGUGGGUUGUCGAUGAGUUCGGCAUUUGAUUCCAAAUCUGGGCAGAUGAUAAUGGUGGCUUUGCUGCUGAUGAUUGUCUCCUUUUAUGCGGGCACCCUUUUUCGCAACAAUGUUCCUAUUUAUGCCUCCCAGAUCCUCUCCAAGUCUUCUAUUCGUUCUUCUUCUCCUGGCUCAUCCAGAUUCACUAACAGAAUUGCUCUGACUUAUCGUAAAACACCCCUACUGAUUCCUGAAACUGGGAUGGACGUAUGCCUUUUGAAGUACAACGAGUAUAUUCCCUGCCAUGAUUUUUCCUUUGUAGCUGGGCUCCAAAACGUAGAUUAUUCUAGAAAAGAAGAACUGGAGAGGCAUUGUCCUCCUCUUGAAAAGCGCUUGUUUUGCUUAGUUCCGCCACCAAAGGAUUAUAAAACACCUAUUAGAUGGCCUAUCAGUAGGGAUUAUGUUUGGCGAAGCAACGUGAAUCAUUCUGUUCUGGCGGACGUGAAAGGAGGCCAAAAUUGGGUGCAUGAGAAAGGUCAGCUUUGGUGGUUUCCUGGGGGUGGCACUCAUUUCAAGCAUGGAGCACCUGAGUACAUUCAAAGGUUAGGAGUUAUGAUAACAAAUGGUAGAGGUGAUCUGCGUUCCGCAGGGGUGAACCAAGUUCUGGAUGUUGGUUGUGGCGUGGCCAGUUUUUCUGCUUAUCUUCUUCCCUUGGGUAUACAAACAAUGUCUUUUGCACCCAAGGAUGUUCAUGAGAAUCAGAUUCAAUUUGCAUUAGAGCGGGGAAUUGCUGCAAUGAUUGCUGCAUUAGCAACAAGGCAACUACCAUAUCCUUCUAGUUCAUUUGAAAUGAUUCACUGCUCACGAUGCCGUAUAGACUGGCAUGAAAAUGAUGGGAUUUUGUUGAAAGAGCUGAAUCGCCUUCUUCGUUCUAAGGGGUAUUUUGUCUACUCGGCUCCCCCUGCUUAUAAGAGAGAUAAGGACUUUCCUGUUAUUUGGGAUAAGAUGAUGACUUUGACAACAGCAAUGUGCUGGAGGCUCAUUGCUCGAAAAAUUCAGACAGCCAUGAUUAAAGACGAUGACCCGUCAUGCCUCCAGCAAAAUGCUGAACGAAAGCUUAUAAGUCUUUGCGAUGCUGUAGAUGAUUCUAAGCCUUCAUGGAACAUCCCGCUGAGGAACUGUGUACAAGUUAGAAAUUCUCAAAGAGAGUCUCACAAGCUUCCUCCACAACCUGAACGCCUUUCCAUGUUUUCUGAGAGCCUGAGCAGGAUAGGUAUAAGUCAAGAUGAAUUUACAUCAGACAGUCUGUUCUGGGAAGAUCAAAUUCGUCAGUACUUGAAACUGAUGAAUGUCAAAGAGACAGAAGUACGCAAUGUGAUGGACAUGAAUGCCUAUUUCGGUGGUUUUGCCGCAGCACUGAAUAAUUUUUCUGUUUGGGUGAUGAAUGUAGUUCCUGCAAGCAUGCUCAAUACCUUAUCUGGAAUUUAUGGCCGAGGACUCAUUGGAACUUAUCAUGAUUGGUGUGACCCCUUCUCAAGCUAUCCUCGAUCAUAUGAUUUGGUGCAUGCCUACCACCUCUUCUCCCACUACAAUAACCAGCCGGAAAGAUGCUUGCUAGAGGAUAUCUUGCUUGAGAUGGAUCGUCUAAUUCGCCCUCUGGGAUUCAUCAUCAUUAGGGAUGAGGAUCAUAUGUUGUCAAGAAUCCAAGAGAUCGCCCCAAAAUUUUUAUGGGAUGUGGAGUCACAUUCUCUACAGAACAAAGACAAGAAGAUGGAAACUGCUUUAAUUUGUAGAAAAAAGUUUUGGGCAAUCGUCUAAGGUAUAAUAUAUUAAUUUGACAUUUGGGAUAGGUGGGAUUAUAGGGGCAAAAGGAGGUGAAUUGGGGGAAAUUUAAAUAUAAAUUGAGUGAACUAGAAGCCUCUCCCUCUUUCCCUCCCAAAGGUGUAAGCUUCUACCAGAUGCAGUGACCCUUGUCGUAUGUAAUCCCCCGUUUUUUUUUUUUUUAAGUGGCCCAUAUGAUAUUGGGCUGACCUUGUAAUCUCAUUUAUGAAAAUCACCAGUCUAACAUCAAGCAUCA
Messenger RNA from Prosopis cineraria, 2696 nucleotides. Its product is annotated as probable methyltransferase PMT7. Gene Ontology annotation, molecular function: methyltransferase activity. Gene Ontology annotation, cellular component: cytoplasm; endosome; trans-Golgi network. The record is from RefSeq and is a predicted model, not a curated record. Lineage: Eukaryota; Viridiplantae; Streptophyta; Magnoliopsida; Fabales; Fabaceae.